GACAACCAUUUCGGUCUUUGGAGCAACAACUUCUCUCAGCGCAAUGAAAACUAUCGCACUCCUCCUCGCGUGUGUGGCUCUUGCCUCCGCACAAAAUCUCAACUUAGCCAAUAGAUUCCCCCUUCAGCAGAGGGUUACCAACUGGGGCAACCAGGUUUAUGGCCCCGGUGCCAACAACCAGUUUGCUUUCCCCCCUAACCCUAUUUUGAUGCAAAGAGCCAUCCAGAUCGCCAAUUUGGACCCUAACCUUUUCGUGUACCUCGACGUCGACGGAACCAUUGAAUUCCGCGACAGGUUCGGCAACGAGCCCGAGGAACAGCCCCACCGCUUCGACUUCACGCAGCUCCUUGAACUCUAAGCCUUCCUCUAUCUCUAGCUCUUGUUUAAAACGGCUGUAGAUGUUCUCACUGAAGGCAUCUAUACGCCUCUGUUCUCUCUUUCUUUCUGUGGAUUGGGCUUCUAACAACGAUUGACGACCGUUUCCGUUAUUCUCUUGUAAAAAAAAAAAAAGAAGAAAAUUUUACUUUCCCUUAGAUUAGUAAGUUUUACAGGAACAAAAUUUACUUUCCGUCCGUCCUUGCCAUCUGUCUUGCAUCAAUACCUGUGCAUAUUUAUUGCGCCUUGCAUUUUUUUUUUCCUCAAAGGCAGACUUGUUACCAGUCGGCCUAGCUCUGUUUGACCGAACUGAUAGCCUCAGUAAGGCGAGCUGCUUUCACUUCCGCGGCUGUUUUCGAAGGAGAAACAAACAACAAAAAACACAGCUAAACGUUUGCUGUUGAUUCCUCGAUGCAGCCGGGCAGUGCGAGUUGGCGUUCUUGCUGCUGGAGUUUUGGUUGUCCUGUAUUUAUAAAAAAAAAUAUAUAUCAAACUUGCCAUUUCUAUAAUUGGAACUAAUCAGCUGAUGUAAAAAAUCCAUGUAAAUAAACAAAUUAUGGUAA
Penaeus chinensis is the source of this 938-nucleotide messenger RNA. RefSeq lists its product as uncharacterized. NCBI's taxonomy places the organism in Eukaryota, Metazoa, Arthropoda, Malacostraca, Decapoda, Penaeidae. The transcript has 3 exons. The record is from RefSeq and is a predicted model, not a curated record. The coding region runs from base 44 to 358 and encodes 104 amino acids.